This is a messenger RNA of Mercurialis annua (annual mercury), 3332 nucleotides long. Its product is annotated as G-type lectin S-receptor-like serine/threonine-protein kinase CES101. The transcript has 7 exons. NCBI's taxonomy places the organism in Eukaryota, Viridiplantae, Streptophyta, Magnoliopsida, Malpighiales, Euphorbiaceae. Bases 786 to 3122 code for a protein of 778 amino acids. Gene Ontology annotation, molecular function: ATP binding; protein serine/threonine kinase activity. The record is from RefSeq and is a predicted model, not a curated record. Gene Ontology annotation, biological process: protein phosphorylation.
UCUAGGCUAGGCCCCCACUGGCCUGGUUAGCAGAUGUGGCAACGCUCUAAUUCGUUUAGUAAAAUUAUAUCUGUCUGCCGAUUAUUUUGCUUAAUAUAAUUAUAACCAAUUCACCAACGUCUUAUUUUAAAAAGUUCGUCACUUUUUGAGCUUUCUCUUUGUCGCGAAAGUUCGACCUCUCUGUUUGAUCUUUACUCGGGGAAUCGGGGGAACAAACCCAUUUACAUGCAUUCAUUUUGAGAUUCGGAUCGGACCUCUUUGUAUCAUCAGCUUUGAUUACUGUCUACUCAAAAUGUGGCCAAUUAUGCGACGCACGAAUACUGUUCGACGAAAUUACUCAAAGAAAUAUUGUGAAUUUGACGUCUAUGAGUAUUAGUUACGUACAAAAUGACAAUGCCCGUGAAGCAUUAUCGUUAGUUAAGGAAUUCUUGAUUAAAGAUGGUGAAAGAAAUAAAGAUAACACCGAAAGCAACACCAGCCUGAAAUUCUUUGAGCUUUUCUGUUCUCGAUGUAGGAAGACCGCUUGAGGCAACCUCAGAGAGUUUUCUACGUGUAUCAAUUUUCAUAUACUUUGAUCUCCAUUUGAGGGAGAAGUUUCUGAAAGAAUUUUCAGAAAAGGAGAAAAGUCAAACACAACGGUGUACAUUUUCUUGGAAUUUUAGCGUGUGGAAAUGUUGAACAAAAUCAUGUGGAUGUAUUGCAAUAAAGCCCAGUGAGUGAAGAUGACCCGUCUGACUUAAUCAUAAGCACAAUAGCUUUGCAAGUUUCUGAGUCUGAUCAGAACGAUGGCUUGCAAACGAAUCCUAGUUCAAUAUCUCUGGCUUAUAACCUUUUUCUUGUUUAUCUUCUCUAGCUCUUUGACUAUCGAUACUCUUCACCAAGGCCAAGUGCUUAAUGCAAGAGAUCGCCUUGUUUCUGCAAACGGGCUCUUCACUUUAGGUUUCUCGGGCAGUUACUUGGUUUUGAACUACACAAGUCCUGCUCCCAGUCAGUUCUUCUUGCCAAUUGAUCACCCUCUCUGGUUAGCCAACAGAGAAGACCGUGUUUUGGAAAAUCCAGGAGUUCUUACGCUUGAUAAUGGAACUGGAAUGUUGAAAAUUAUCCAGAACGAUGGGAAACAGAUUAAAACAUUAUAUGUAGGAUCUGCGUCGUCCAAGGCAAACAAUGUAAAAGCCAUCCUGCAAAAUAAUGGAAAUUUCGUGCUGAAAAAAGUCAGCUCCGGAGAGAUAUUGUGGCAAAGCUUCGAUGAUCCCACAGAUACCCUUUUACCCAGAAUGAAAUUGGGUGUGAAUAAAAGGACAGGAAAGAAAUGGAUGCUUAGGUCAUGGCGAACUGAAUAUAAUCCGAUACCUGGAGGUUUUACUCUAGAAUGGGACCCUCUUCAACGCCAGAUUAUUGGGAAGAGAGGAGGAGUUGAAUUUUGGACCAGUGGCGUAUUGACACCUGAAGGUACAUUUUAUAACUUUGAUUUUCCGUUCUAUAAUUUCACUCAUAUAUCGGACGAGGAAGAGGACUACAUCUUUUAUACACUCACGAACGGAAGGCCGUAUAAAGUCCCGAUGAAUAAUUUAAGGUGGUUUCUUGAUGACUUGGGGAACAUAAUAGCAGAUGCAGGAGGGCUUUUGCCUUUAACUGAAGUCUGCGAUGGAAAUAGCACAGAGAGGGGUUGCAAGAAAUGGGAAUUUGGGCCGAAGUGCAGGAGAGAUGGCGAUAAGUUUGCCAAAUCCUUUGGUAGUGUCAGGUCUUGGCUGAGUAACUCUUAUGAUCUCAGCUUCGUUGAUUGCCAGAACUUAUGUUGGAAUGAUUGUGAGUGUACUGGUUUCACGUUCGACUCAUCUUGCCAACUGACUGGUGGACCUUAUUCUAACCAAAAUCUAGGAGAUAUAGAUCGAUUAUAUGACUACUACAUCAUCAUUCCUGGACCGCCACAUAAAGUGGAUAGGACAUGGAUAUGGAUCGUAACGGGUAUAGUGACCGCUCUAAUUGCUGCGUUCAUGUCCACUUGGUUGUACUUGAGAUGGAGGAAACUGAAAUUAGGAGAGAAAUUUCUGAAAGAGCUGAUGACUGAUGAUAGAGCUAGAGACAUUGAUGAGCUUCAAAACAAUGGAAACAGAAGCUACAAUCUGCAAAUCUAUGAUGCUGCAACAAUCAGUGCUGCUACUAAUAGCUUCUCACCAGGCAACAAACUUGGAGAAGGUGGUUUCGGACCUGUUUACAAGGGGAGAUUAAGGGAUGGACAAGAAAUAGCAGUAAAAAGGCUGUCAAGUAAAUCAGGACAAGGGCUGGUGGAAUUCAAAAAUGAGCUCAUACUCAUUGCUAAAUUGCAGCAUAUGAACCUUGUAAGGCUUCUAGGUUUUUGCAUCCAAGGAGAAGACAAAUUGUUGGUCUAUGAGUAUAUGCCUAAUAAAAGCUUGGAUUUUUACAUCUUCAGCGUGAUUGUGAAUUUGGAUUUGAGCAAGAGAUUAAACAUAAUUAAAGGAAUAGCUCAAGGUCUGGUUUACCUCCAUCAUCAUUCAAGGUUGAGAAUUAUCCAUAGAGAUCUCAAAGCAAGUAACAUCUUACUUGACCAAGAUUUUGUCCCAAAAAUAUCUGAUUUUGGUCUGGCUAGAUAUUUUAGGCAAAAUGAGUUAGAAGCAAAUACUUGCACUGUUGUUGGAACCCACGGUUAUAUGUCUCCAGAAUAUAUCAUGGAAGGCAUUUUCUCGGUCAAAUCCGAUGUUUACAGUUUUGGAGUGUUGUUGUUGGAGAUCAUAAGUGGUAAGAAGAAUCAUAAUGUGUAUCAUCAUGACCGUCCGCUCAACCUUGUGGGUUAUGCAUGGGAAUUAUGGAAAGACAACUCAAUAUUGGAAAUUCUUGAACCGAGUUUAAGGAAUUCAGCUUCUGAAGACCAAGUUUGUAGAUGUAUGAAUGUAGGAUUGUUGUGUGUGGAGCAGAGUCCGGUAGACAGGCCGAUCAUGUCGGAUGUUUUGUCCAUGUUAAAAAAUGAGGUUCAACAAUUGCCGAUGCCGAAACGACCAGCAUUUUACAUAGGAGAACACGUUGUUGCAGUCAACCAAAGUGAAAGAGACAUGAAAAUUCAAUCAAUAAAUCACAUAUCGAUUUCUGAGAUGGGUGGAAGAUGAAUGAGCAAGAACACAUACCUUAAAAUAAAUGAGCCUGUUUGGUUUAUAUGAUUAGAAGUUAAAAAUGUAAUCAAAUUUGAUAAUAUUGUGUUGUUAAUAAGCUCUUAUUGCAGUUUUCGUUUUUCCAAAAGACCAGUGAAUUGUAGUGAAAUUGCAAGUGCCAUGUGGGUCAAAUUAAAAAUGCAAUCUAAUUAGAGAUAAUUUAUCACA